Molecule: messenger RNA, 594 nt
Organism: Notodromas monacha
Lineage: Eukaryota; Metazoa; Arthropoda; Ostracoda; Podocopida; Cyprididae
Source: the annotation of a GenBank genome assembly
AUGGGGAGGAUUUUAGUAGAAGCCCAGAUUUGUAGCUCAGAUGGGACAAAAUGUGGGAUUGCACUGAAUCCUGGUAUAACUGAUCCAGAGGAAAGGAAGUUCUUGUGGAAAGCUGGGUUUGAUGCCACUGGAAAGAAAAUCAGGCCUUUAUAUGAGCAGUAUGUUGUACUGCUGCAAGAAGAGGCUAAAUCAUUGGGUUAUGCAAAUGCUGCAGAGAAGAUGCUUGCACCUUAUGACUCCCCUGACAUGAGAGAACAGGUGGAGAAGUUGUGGGAUGUCCUAGGGAAUAAUGCUUCUGUCACAAAAAAGAACAUGAAUAAAGUUUACUGGGAUCAUGUGGAGAGGAUCAUGGGAGUUAAGCCCAUGCCAAGAACUGAGGAAGAUUUAGACCCUGGUGCCAUCCACCAUGUUGCCAAUGGAGUUCCUUACAUAAGGUAUUUCAUCAGCAUCAUUUUGCAACACCAAUUCCAUGAAACCAUGUGCAAAGCAGCUGGUGAUUAUGACCCAAAAAAUGCAGAAAAAUCCCUAGAGAAUUGUGAUUUUUACAAAAGUAAACCUGCCGGAGAUCUAAUCAGGUAAAAUGAAAUGUUGCUC